GGAGGGGCGUCCACUGGACGACUUGAGUUUUACGGCCUCCGCAGGUGGUGCUGCCGGAAAGCGUUGGUGUUUGCGGCAGAAGGUAUAUGUAUUUAUGUAUAAAGACAGUGGAUAUUUUCAGUGACAAAUGAAAAUGGCCAGCUCAUUAAGAGGAGAAGUUUUGACUCUUUAUAAAAAUCUGCUGCAUGUUGGAAGAGAAUAUCCAAAAGGAGCAGACUACUUUAAAAGACGUUUGAAGGCAGCAUUCCUUAAAAACAAAGAUGUGAAGGACCCAGAGAAGAUCAAAGAACUUAUUUUACGAGGAGAAUUUGUAAUAAAAGAACUAGAAGCCUUGUACUUCCUUAGAAAAUACAGAGCUAUGAAGCAACGUUACUACCAAGACAACGAAACUAAGUGAAUUAUUAUUGUUGCAAAUGUAAGGUUACUGAUUAGGUUGUCUGAGCAAUAAUUGGUGGCAUAUCUUUAGAUGGAAGCCAAGUAUUGCAUCAUAACAUAUAUAGGAUGUAUAUAAAAAUGCUCAGAAUACCUGAACUGCCUUCCUCAACUUUAAAAUUUAUUUUGAAACUAUGUCUAUAAAUCAGUACUCAACGUUUCCCCAGCCAAGAUUUGUGUCCUUGUUUUUUUUUUUAAUUAAAGCACCUGUCAAAACACUGA
Molecule: messenger RNA, 654 nt
Organism: Gracilinanus agilis (Agile Gracile Mouse Opossum)
Lineage: Eukaryota; Metazoa; Chordata; Mammalia; Didelphimorphia; Didelphidae
Gene: ETFRF1
Product: electron transfer flavoprotein regulatory factor 1
Exons: 3
Coding region: 128-397 (89 amino acids)
Biological process (GO): respiratory electron transport chain
Cellular component (GO): mitochondrion
Source: RefSeq, a predicted model, not a curated record